Messenger RNA from Lathyrus sativus (Indian pea), 1320 nucleotides. NCBI's taxonomy places the organism in Eukaryota, Viridiplantae, Streptophyta, Magnoliopsida, Fabales, Fabaceae. The record is from the annotation of a GenBank genome assembly.
AUGGGAAAAAGAGGCGGUGAGAUUAGUGGUCCAAACAAGGUUCAUGAUGAUUCUAUCGAAAUUCCAGAUACUGCACAUCAAAUCAGUAGCGAUUCAUGGUUGCAAGUGGCAUUUGUGCUCACCAAUGGAGUCAACAGUGCUUUUGUUCUUGGAUAUUCCGGGACAGUCAUGGUUCCCCUGGGCUGGAUAGGGGGUGUAGUUGGUCUGAUUCUUGCUGCUUUGGUGUCACUCUAUGCUAAUGCCCUUAUUGCUAAUAUCCAUGAAUUAGGAGGGACAAGACACAUCAGAUAUAGAGAUCUUGCUGGAUAUGUAUAUGGUAAAAAGGCAUAUAAACUCACAUGGGCUCUUCAGUAUAUCAAUCUUUUUAUGAUAAAUACUGGCUUCAUUAUUUUGGCUGGUUCAGCUUUAAAAGCUACUUAUACCUUGUUUAGGGAUGAUGGUCUGCUGAAGCUUCCAUAUUGUAUUGUUAUAGCUGGUUUUGUGUGUGCAAUGUUUGCAAUUUCUAUUCCUCAUCUUUCAGCUCUUAGAAUUUGGUUGGCAGUUUCAACCGUCUUCGGCUUGGUAUACAUUGCCGUAGCAUCUGUCCUAUCAAUUAAAGAUGGAAUAAAUUCACCACCUCGAGAUUACACCAUUCCUGGAGAAGGGGCAAGUAGGGUAUUUGAAACGAUCGGGGCGUCUGCUAACCUAGUGUUCGCAUAUAACACUGGCAUGCUUCCUGAGAUACAGGCAACAAUUAAACAGCCAGUUAUCAAGAACAUGAUGAAAUCUCUGUACUUUCAGUUUACCGUCGGAGUUAUACCAUUGUACCUUAUUACCUUUUCAGGAUACUGGGCUUAUGGAUCUGACACAGAAACCUAUUUACUGAAUAGUGUGAACGGUCCAGUCUGGGUGAAAGCUUUCGCCAAUAUUUCAGCCUUCCUUCAAUCGGUCAUCGCACUGCAUAUAUUUGCGAGUCCAAUGUAUGAGUAUCUGGAUACUAGACAUGGGAUCAAAGGAAGCGCAAUGAAUAUUAAGAACUUGUCAUAUAGAAUUGCAGUAAGAGGCGGAUACCUGGUAUUUAACACAUUUGUAGCGGCCCUCCUGCCUUUUCUUGGAGAUUUCAUGAGCCUCACGGGAGCGAUCAGCACAUUUCCCCUUACAUUUAUUCUUGCAAACCAUAUGUACAUGGUGGCAAAGAAGAACAAAUUAACAAGUUUACGGAAGCUCUGGCACUGGAUCAACAUUGUUUUCUUUAGCCUCAUGUCUAUUGCAGCAACAGUUGCAGCACUACGGCUUAUUUCUGUAGACUCCAAAACAUACCAUGUCUUCGCAGAUAUUUGA